Aspergillus vadensis CBS 113365 is the source of this 507-nucleotide messenger RNA. RefSeq lists its product as uncharacterized. The transcript has 3 exons. The coding region runs from base 1 to 507 and encodes 168 amino acids. Lineage: Eukaryota; Fungi; Ascomycota; Eurotiomycetes; Eurotiales; Aspergillaceae. The record is from RefSeq and is a predicted model, not a curated record.
AUGACAGUUACUAAGCCGCAAAUGUAUCAUUCCCUCCACUACACUCAAACAAAACGGGAUCCACGGCCUGUUGAGGAAUACUUUCUCUCCUUAAUCAAGCAACAAGACUGUUUUGAUUCAUCAGAGCUACAAGAUGUCUUCGAUCAUCUACCAGGGGUACAGCCGGACGUUCUGCUCGGUGAAUGGGAGGCUCACAUACUCCGAAGUGGACACCCUUCAGAUUCGGUAGCAGAGAAAUUGCUACCUCUGAUCAAGGUUGUCCACUCCAGAACAUCCGUGACAAAGUAUUCACUGGAUGGUAAAAUAAGGAAGUCUCUUCCAGAUUGGGGUGAUAUGUUUCUAUCUGAAAUUACCUAUCGCGGUGUUAGCUCUGCGGCUCUGAUAUAUGAUGAUCAUCCACGGGUAGACUACCUUCGCUAUGUCAAUGAACACACCAUUGCCGGUGCUCACUGGUCCAAAAAGGAAGAUGAAGCCGGAGUGGUAUAUUUCUAUCUUAGCAAGCAUUAA